This is a messenger RNA of Synchiropus splendidus (mandarinfish), 5270 nucleotides long. RefSeq names its product polymerase (DNA directed), alpha 1 (gene pola1). The transcript is spliced from 37 exons. The coding region runs from base 102 to 4508 and encodes 1468 amino acids. Gene Ontology annotation, biological process: lagging strand elongation; mitotic DNA replication initiation; leading strand elongation. Lineage: Eukaryota; Metazoa; Chordata; Actinopteri; Syngnathiformes; Callionymidae. Gene Ontology annotation, cellular component: alpha DNA polymerase:primase complex. The record is from RefSeq and is a predicted model, not a curated record. Gene Ontology annotation, molecular function: DNA-directed DNA polymerase activity; pyrimidine nucleotide binding; DNA replication origin binding.
UAUGACUUUCCCCGGGAAGACGAUUUGGCGCGGACUUAUCUGUUGUGUGUGCUCCUGCAGCUGUCAGCGAGAAAUUGGCCAGAAAAUAAUAAUAGGUCGUCAUGUCUCCUGUUUCCAAUCCUGAGAAAGACAUGGACGUCCCGGACGGAGGUGAGUUUCUUGUUGAUGAUGCCGGAACCUGCAGUCUGGCCAAGUCUCGCUCCAGACGUGAGAAGAGAGAAAAGACGGGAAGAAAAUCAGCACUAGAGCAGUUGAAAAAAGCCAAACAGGGCGAGAAGAUCAAAUAUGAGGUGGAAGAGUUCAGCAGUGUGUAUGAGGAGGUGGACGAAGUGGAGUACUCCAAGAUGGUGAGGGAUAGACAAGAGGACGACUGGAUCAUUGAUGAUGAUGGAACAGGGUAUGUGGAGGACGGUCGAGAAAUCUUUGACGAUGAUUUAGAUGAUGACGUUGUUGAGAAAAGCAAAGGCAAAGCAGAUCCCAAAGGUGCCUCAAAGAAAAAUGUGAAGAAGGCAGUUGUUGCAAAACCCAACAGUAUUAAGAGUCUUUUCAUGAACAGUAACGUCAAGAAGCCAGCAGAGAAAGAUGUAGAUUUGUCCAAGGAUGAUCUCUUGGGGGAUAUCUUACAGGACCUUCAUUCUGAGAAAUCGUCUGCACUUACUCCUCCCCCUGUAGUUACUCUGAAGAAAAAGAAAUCUGUUGGGUCGCCCAUGAACCCAUUUUCAGUUAAAUCACAGACACCAAAGGCACCGCCACCAGCUACAGGGUUGAAGGCCAAAGUGAUCAAGCCGCCACCAUCUGACCAAUUGACUGUCAAACGAGCAGCAGUUUCUGCACCUUCUCCUCAUGUAGAGAUAAAGACACCCGCGGUAGAGGAGCUGGAGAAACAUGAAGAUGAUGUGUUUGAUGGGAUGGACUUUGAUGAGCCGAUGGAAGUCGAGGAGACGUCUUCCGUGAAAGAGGCGGAGCUGGACCCAGCACCCGUCGUACCUGCUGUUAAAGUAGAGCCCAAGGAGGAGCCUCUGGACCCUGUUCUCCUAAGGGCUAGCAGUGCUUGGGGCCAAGAGGAGGAAGGGUUAGUCUGUGAAGCUCCUGCAGAAAUCCAGGUGGACUCCAGUAAGCUUCCUCUCGUGGAAGGAGCGGAUGGGGAGCAGGUCUUUAGAUUUUACUGGUUGGACGCCUUUGAAGACCAAUUUAAUCAGCCAGGUGUGGUGUAUCUGUUCGGGAAGGUGUGGAUUGAAUCGGCCAAGUCUCAUGUCAGCUGCUGCGUGUCUGUCAAGAACAUCGAGAGAACCAUGUACAUCCUGCCACGAGAAUUUAAAGUGAAUCCCAAAACUGGUGCGGUGUCGAACACACCUGUUGGAAUGAUGGACGUCUACCAGGAGUUUAAUCAGCUCUCAGAAAAGUUCAAGAUCAUGAAGUUCAAGUCCAAGAAAGUGGAGAAGAAUUACAGUUUUGAAAUUCCUGACGUACCCUCUCAAUGCGAGUAUCUUGAAGUCAGAUAUUCGGCUGACUUUCCAGCAUUGCCAUCUGACCUCAAGGGGGAGACAUUCUCCCACGUUUUUGGUACCAACACCUCCAGCCUGGAGCACUUUCUGCUGAGCAGGAAGAUUAAAGGCCCAUGCUGGUUGGACAUAAAGGCACCGCAGCUGAUUGGGCAGCCGAUCAGCUGGUGUAAGGUAGAGGCGUUGGCCUUGAGAAGUGACCUGGUCACGGUGGUAAAGGACAUCGCUCCUCCACCACUCACUGUCAUGUCCAUCAGCCUAAAGACCGUCCAGAACCCCAAGACGCAUCACAAUGAGAUAGUUUCUUUGGCUGCUCUGAUACACUACCAGUUCCAAAUGGACAAAGCUCCACCACAGCCGCCGUACCAGACCCAUUUCUGUGUGAUCAGCAAGCCUGUGGACUGUAUCUACCCUUAUGACUUUAUGGACACAUUGAAGAAAAAGAAUGGUAAAGUAGAGAUGGCAGCUUCAGAGCGAACACUUCUGGCUUUCUUCCUGGCUAAGAUGCACAAGAUUGACCCUGAUGUCCUCGUGGGCCAUGACAUUUUCGGAUUUGACCUGGAAGUUAUUCUGCAGCGCAUUAACUUCUGCAAGGUUCCUCACUGGUCCAAGAUGGGGCGGCUGCGGAGGGCCACCAUGCCCAAAUUAGGGGGUCGUGGUGCUUUUGCAGAAAAAAGUGCCACCUGUGGUCGCCUUGUGUGCGAUGUGGAGAUCUCUGCCAAGGAGCUGAUUCGAUGUAAAAGCUAUAAUCUGACAGAACUGACGGCACAGCUGCUGAAGAUGGAGCGAAUCACUAUCCCGCAAGAAAACAUUAAGAAUCUCUACAGUGACUCCCCACACUUGCUUUACCUCUUGGAGAUGACCUGGACUGAUGCCAAGCUCAUCCUGCAGAUCAUGUGUGAACUCAACGUUCUCCCUCUGGCCUUGCAGAUUACAAAUAUCGCUGGCAAUGUGAUGUCUCGAACCCUGAUGGGAGGUCGCUCUGAGAGGAACGAGUUCCUGUUGCUUCAUGCCUUCCAUGACAAGAACUACAUUGUUCCUGAUAAACCCUCCUUCAAAAAGUUCCAGACGGAGACGUUUGACGGAGACGAGGAAGUGGAUGCGGGGAAAGGAAAAAGGAAAAAGAAAGCCGCCUAUGCUGGAGGUCUGGUGCUGGACCCGAAAGUUGGCUUCUACGACAAGUUUGUGCUCCUUUUGGACUUCAACAGUCUGUAUCCAUCCAUCAUACAAGAGUUCAACAUCUGCUUCACCACAGUGGAGCGCGAAGCGUACAACUCUCAAAAGAAGAAUCAGCAGGAAGAUGAUCCCGAAGAGAUACCUGAGAUUCCAGACUCGGGCCUGGAGAUGGGAAUUCUUCCCAAAGAAAUCAGGAAGCUUGUGGAGCGUCGCCGACAUGUUAAACAGCUCAUGAAACAACAGGACAUCAACCCAGACCUUUACCUGCAGUAUGACAUCCGACAGAAGGCUCUGAAGCUGACUGCUAACAGCAUGUAUGGCUGUCUGGGGUUCAGCUACAGCCGCUUCUAUGCCAAACCACUGGCUGCCUUGGUCACACACAAGGGCCGAGAGAUUCUGAUGCACACCAAAGACAUGGUUCAGAAGAUGAACCUCGAGGUUAUCUAUGGAGAUACAGACUCCAUUAUGAUCAACACCAAUAGCAAGUCACUGGAGGAGGUCUAUAAGCUGGGAAACAAGGUGAAGGCCGAAGUCAACAAGUUGUACAAACUCCUGGAGAUAGACAUUGACGGUGUGUUUAAGUCACUCUUGCUACUGAAGAAGAAGAAGUACGCAGCGCUGGUGGUGGAGCAACACGGUGAAGGGCGGUACAGUCUCAAGCAGGAGCUCAAAGGUUUGGACAUUGUCCGCAGAGACUGGUGUGACCUGGCUAAAGAGUGUGGCAACUACGUGAUUGGUCAGAUCCUGUCAGACCAGAGUCGUGACAUCAUUGUAGAGAACAUACAGAAGCACCUACUGGAGGUGGGAGAGAAGGUGGCAAGUGGAGCCGUUCCACUCAACCAGUAUGAGAUACACAAGGCACUGACGAAGGAUCCUCAGGACUAUCCAGACAAGAAAAGUCUCCCUCACGUCCAUGUUGCUCUGUGGAUCAACUCCCAGGGAGGCCGACGAGUGAAAGCUGGUGAUACUGUCUCCUAUAUUAUUUGCAAGGAUGGUUCCACACUGGCCGCUAGUCAGCGAGCUUAUGCUCUAGAGCAGCUCCAGAAGCAGGAAGGUCUAGAGCUGGACACCCAGUAUUACCUGGCCCAACAGAUCCAUCCUGUGGUGUCCAGAAUCUGUGACCCCAUCGAGGGUAUUGACAAUGUGCUGAUCGCUACUUGGCUAGGACUUGAUCCCAGUCACUUCCGCUCCCAGCAGCAGCAUCAGAGGGAGGACGAGGCAGACGGAAUGCUGGGGGCGCCGGUCCAGCUGACAGAUGAGGAGCGUUACAAAGACUCUGAGAGGUUUACCUUCACCUGCCCACAGUGCGGCACUGACAACAUCUACGACAGUGUGUUUGAAGGAGCUGGUUCGAAGCUGGAGCCCAGCUUGAUGCAGUGCUGUCACAUCCCCUGUGGUAGCCGCCCCAUUGACUACGCCGUCAACAUCAGCAAUAAACUGCUGCUUGACAUCCGUCGCCACAUCAGGAAAUACUACUCUGGUUGGCUGGUUUGUGAGGACCAGGCCUGCCAGAACAGGACACGGCGUUUGCCCAUUGCCUUCUCUCGUCAUGGACCGAUCUGCCCCAGCUGCACCAGGGCCACUCUCCGACCGGAGUAUUCAGAGAAGGCGCUCUACAACCAGCUCUGCUUCUACAGAUUCAUCUUUGACUGGGAUCAUGCUGUCAACAAGGUUCUUCAAACGGAUGAGAAAAAUCGUAUGGGCCGCUUGAACAAAGAGAAGGAGGUGUAUCGGAAGCUGAAGGAAGUGUCGGACCGAGCUCUCUCCACCAGCGGCUACUCAGAGAUCAACCUGGCCAAGCUCUUCCAGUCCUUCUCCUCGCUCAAGUAAAGCACAGAAGUGAGAGCGCAGCAUUUCCCUGUUUAUCUCCACCUGUUUUUUUGGAUUCGGAACUCUUCAGGCCUGGUUAGGCGUCUCUGACCUCCAUAUCUCUGAGCUAAACGGUCCUGGUUAUGGGACUUGAAACCCAAUCACGCCGUCUCUCCUUCACUGUCUUCACUGCCUCUCGACCUGACCACCAUCAUUCUGGCUGCAUGGUAAAGAGGGGCAGCAAUCACACCUAAAUGGCUGUCUCUUGUGUGUGUGUGUGUCUGCAGGUGUGUGCGGUGAUUGUGUGGGGGUGAGCAAGGCUUGUUCGUCGCGCAGGCACGAUUUCACGAAAGCUGCUAAUUUGCUAAUGAUAGUGACCUAAGCCAUUAAGACCGCUAGAGCCCUGCCGUGAUCUCGGACACUCGCUCUGAUUACCUCCAUUCAUUCGCUGCGUGUUCAUGUGUGCGUGCGUGUGUGUGUCAAAGCAGCGGAUGAACCAGGCGUGAGGAGGAUGCUGGGUAUGACUGAGCUGCGGAGGACACACGCGCUGCUCCCUCCGUCUUUUGUGUCGGCAUCGAACAAGCUAAUCUCUCUUCUCUUCGCCGACUCUGUUUAACCGAUGUCAUUUCUUCUCAUUCUCUCGUCUCCUCCUCCUCCUCCGCCGCGCUCAUUGUGUUUUAUCCUCUUCUUAUGCCACUGACUUGUGCUCCUUUCUAUUCGUUGGAGAAUUGGUUUGAUAUUCAUGUCAACUGUUUUGAUAUUGUCAUAAUAAAAAGUGUUUUA